CCCCCAAGUGUUGUUUGCCAUUUCUGAAUCACUUGCUACACUAAUGGCAUCCGAUAAAUCUCAAAGAACACAAUCGGUGGCCGUCAUCUUCGGUGUCACUGGGCUUGUGGGCAAAGAACUUGCCAAGAGAUUGAUCUCCAAAUCUGAAUGGAAGGUCUACGGCGUGGCUCGCCGGCCGGAGAUUGCAUCCAUUCAGAGUUGCAAUUACCGCUUCAUCUCUUGCGAUCUACUGAAUCCCUCGGACACCCAACAGAGGAUGUCGAGUUUGAGGAAUGUGACUCAUGUGUUUUGGGUCACUUGGGCUACUCAGUUCCCAUUGGACAGCCCAGAAUGCUGUGAUCAGAACAAGGCCAUGAUGCGCAAUGCCUUGGAUGCAAUCCUCCCCAAUUCACCCUCACUCAAGCACUUCUCGCUUCAGACGGGGAUGAAGCAUUACGUGUCCCUUCAAAACCCACUCGAUGGACAACAAGUUUGUUACUACAAUGAGGACUGCCCAAGGGCGAGCGACGCGUACAAUUUCUAUCACCAUUUAGAAGAUUUGCUCAAGGAGAAGUUGGCCAGCAAGGCCGGUUGGUCCGUGCACCGGCCCGGUCUAUUGAUUGGCAGUUCCAGAAGGACCUGUUAUAAUAUCAUGGGAUGUUUGGGUGUGUACAGCUCUAUUUGUAAGCACCUUGAGCUACCCUUUGUUUUUGGAGGGACAAGAGAGUGUUGGGAAGAGGUCUUCAUUGAUGGCUGUGAUGCUGGUCUGGCAGCUGAACAGCACAUAUGGGCAGCCACAAGUGAAAGCGUUUCUUUUGCCAAUGGUCAGGCGUUUAAUUCCAUUAACGGGCCAAGCUUCACAUGGAAAGAGGUCUGGCCUGCUCUCGGCGAGAAGUUCGGAGUGCGGGUUCCUGAGGACAUGUUCUUGGAGGAUCAGUGGUUCUCCAAAGUCAUGGCCGAUAAGAAAGGGGUGUGGAGGGCCAUCGUGGAGAAAGAAGGGCUGGUGCAAACGGAAAUGGAGGAUUUGGCAAAUUGGGAUUUCCUGGACAUCGCGUUCCGGUGCCCGGUUAAAAUGCUCGGGACACGGGACAAAGUCGACCGGCUUGGAUUCACCAUGCAGUGCAAAACAUUGGAUUCAAUGUUGAAUUCCGUUGAUUGCAUGAGGCAAGAAAAGCUGAUCCCUUAG
Molecule: messenger RNA, 1165 nt
Organism: Rhodamnia argentea
Lineage: Eukaryota; Viridiplantae; Streptophyta; Magnoliopsida; Myrtales; Myrtaceae
Product: (S)-8-oxocitronellyl enol synthase CYC2-like
Exons: 1
Coding region: 44-1165 (373 amino acids)
Source: RefSeq, a predicted model, not a curated record